Linum trigynum is the source of this 654-nucleotide messenger RNA. NCBI's taxonomy places the organism in Eukaryota, Viridiplantae, Streptophyta, Magnoliopsida, Malpighiales, Linaceae. The record is from the annotation of a GenBank genome assembly.
AUGAGAUCUGAGUAUCUCUAUUGGCGGGAGCAGCUGGGCCAGGUAAUCUGGCAACUCCGGCAGCCCGCCAGGACGAGAUUUACCCUCGACGGUUUCGAUCCAGCAGUCCGUGCGCUACUCGAUCCAUGCUCGGACGUUCCAUCCAUACCAGGUUCGCCACCUCCAGCCGUUGAUUCGACAUCCGAGGAGCUAACCCUAGCUCCAUCCUCGUCACGGGUUGUGCGACUAACCGUCGUGCCCAAGGUAGCCGUGAUCAACGAGAAGGAAGAGGGCCCAGUCGACGUGCUUCCGUGUUUAAGCAAGCCACCUGAGCUCGACGAAGAAGCAUCACCCGUCAUGGAUCUGUCUACCUUUGUGGACCGGAUCGCCGCAGAACGGCCACCAUCACCACCAUUCAUCCUUGCCGCUGUUGUAGACGAAAAGAUAGCGACAUCCGUGGCCGCUCAUCCAUCAACCGGAGAGCUAGCCCUAGCUCGAACGAUCACGGUCGUUCGUCCAUCAACCGCCAAGAACAAACCCUCACCUGUGAUCAUCACCAUCAAUAACGACGACGACGAUGCAGCAAUUCUGUUAAUCACGACAGCCAAAGUUUGCCUCAUCACGGGGAGGAUUGGCUACCGGAGAAAGAGGAGGAAAGGACGAAUUAAAUCGUGA